UGAAGCCUGUCAUUGCCGAGUCCUGCGUGUACCGUAGGACUGCUAGCAAGCAGCAGCUAAAGCAUUUUGUCUGCUGGCUGCAGAGCGCCUCUGUCAUCUUUUACUCUGAUCAGAGCUGCACAAUUUGGUUCUUGUGUAUUUCCAUGCUGGCUGUCGUGGCCGACCCUCUGUAAAAAGUUGUAGGGAGCCUGAGGAGGGUGAAUGGACGAUCAGUCCGGGUGAGCUGUGAUAAAAAAAAACUUGAGGUGCUGGUGCCUGUGUCGAUAUUUUACUCGGUCCCGCGAGGGAGCUCGCGAGAUCCACAUCGAGCCAGAACGUGAGGGUGUCCGAGAGAGACCCCCCGGCGCAGGCCUUUAGUCUCUCGCUCAGACUGACGAGUGCUUCAAACCUCGUGAGAGAGUGAGUGAGUUAGGGAGGGAGCGAGCGAGAGAGAGAGAGAGAAAGAGAGGCAGGCAGACAGACAGACAGACAGACGGAGCGAAUGAAAAGAAAAAAGACUAGUCGUCGACCAGAAAGCGAGGAUUUAUGAGAAAAGAUCAGACAGACACCACCAACACUGCGGAAGGAAGCACAAGGCGGAGUCGAGUCCAGAGAGCGCAGACGCACACCGGCGUCGGUGUCAGUGCGUGCGGGUGCGAUGAAGCAGGAGGCCAGACAGAGUCGACGACUCGGGUCGAUCGAACCAUACGAAGCGAGUUGCGGCCGCCCGUGCAGCAUACGAGAAAUCCACGACGGCAGCGGCCAUUCCGCCGAGAGCGAGCUGGUGCCCGCCGACGGCCAGCGAGCGCAGUGUGAAAUGGCUCGGGGCUUGUAAAGGCAUCCCCCGCGCCCUGUACAGCGUCUCUUGACAGCCUAUCGGCCGUGAGGUCCAUGGUGAGCCACUCUAAUGUAGACCGUUGAGCGGAUCUGAGCUCAGUCCCGCGCGUAGCGUAUAGAUAGAUGCACGAGCAGAUUUGAAAGGAUAGACUGAUCCACCGAUAGCGCCUCUAUAAACUCUCUGGCCACAGGCAGGGCAUCAGCAGCAUCAGCAGCAGCAGCAGCAGCAGCAUCAUCAUCAUCAUCAUCUUCUUUCGCCGUCUUCAAAUUGUACAUGUAAAAGUCGCGGCCGAAGAAGAAGCAGAAGAAGCAGAAGAAGAAAUUUGACAGAGUGACGAACAUCUCGACAUUAUUUAUUUAUCGUCACCAGCAGCAUCGAGCCGGCAGGCAGGCAGGCAGGCAGGCCGAGAGACGAAGAUGGCUGUGGGAGUAUGGGACUUCGUGGCGCUGAUAUGGAAUCAUCCGUUCAUUUCUUGCCUGGUGUUGCUGCUGUUCACGCCAGCUCUUUUCCCCGUGGUCGUGUACUUCUCUCCGCUUCUCAUCUCCACGGCGCUAUGUGCAAUUGCUCUGAUAAGCAUGAACAUGGGCGAGAACCCGGAGACGGAGGACGAUCCGUACGUCCGUCGCUGGCAGUCGGAGCAGGUGGAGCGAGAGCAAUCGAAGCCAGCUCGCCAGAGCUGGUUUCAAUGGGUGAGGAAGGCGGAGGAAAAGACGCGGCUCUGGGUCGAUGGCAGGUUCAGUAAAGGAAAGCCCACCAAAAUUAAGUACGGCAAACCCGCAGACGAAGAGGAGGAGGAAGCGAAGGAGCACGAUCGCCGAGCUCACGAGGGCCCCGACAAAUCAAUUGGUGCACCCGAACCUACAUUGGCCGGCAGCAGCAAGCACGUGCCCAUUGGAGCCCUGCAAGAAGAAAUCCAGAGCGUCGUCGGAGAUGUUGUUCACCCCGGCAUUGUUCUGCCACCGAACGAGAGUGAUGCAAUUGGUGCACCAUCAGCAGCAGCAGGAGUCGUGGAUGUGUUGGCUGCUGCCACGCCGAGCAAACUUGUGGGAAAACCGGUUUCCUCUGGUCUGCACGUCCUUGCAGAGACGAUCCAACACAAGGUGCCUGCCACUUCAAACCAAAAGGCGGAUGCCAAUCCCUCGACUUCGACGACGACGACACCGUCUUCUCAACCGAAGUUGGGAGAUGUCGCAGCAGUCGCAGCAGAAAGGAGAGGGGAUGGGGGUUCCGAGGCAUCGAGAGUCGCAGGUGGCGCAGUCGCCCAGCGUCUUGUACAGGAGCACGGGGGCCAUGCACCACCAUCGCUCGACAAUGCGAGUCCCGUUGCCGCACAGUAUCCUCCCGUCAAAUCGGCCCGAGUGGCAACAGCGGCAGCAAUUGCUGCUGCUGGGCCAUCGCGGACGACGAUGAGUUCGAGCCUGCGCGAUGCCAUGUCUCCUUCUUCUUCCGAGGGGACGGCGAGCGCGGCACGAUCUCUUGCGAGCAUUUCGGCACAGAUAGCCGCAGUCGGCAACGAAGCUCUGUCGGAAAAAGUAAGAUUGUCUCGUUCACAUCCCACCAAUUUGGUUCCCAUGGAGGCCGUAGCAGAGACGAGCAGUGACCCUUCGGGUCCUGCUGCUCCUGCGCCUCCCGAGGAUGCUUCACAAUCAUCAGUAUCCGGCUCGCCAAAUGCUUCUGAGAACCCAACUCGCACCCCUGUUCCAAUGCGUCUUCCUUCCAUGAACGAGAGGGUCGCCGAGGCUCGGAUGAUGAAGCCUGAGCCCACUGCUUACAACGUCGAGGACAUGGAUACGGACUCUCCGUUUCUUGAUGCCCAAGAAAGCGCGACCGACGAGCCUGCUGUCGUCUCAGGCAGGGCCGAGGGCGAGCAGCAGCCCACUGCCGGCAGUCGGUCAGGGUCAGGGUUGGGAUCGGGCGAGCACGAGCUCGGUCGAAGGACGAGUAGUGGUAGUGGAGGAGCCGAUGCAGGCAGCAAGAAAUUGGUCGCAGAGCUGGUAAUUGACAGGUCGGCCGAGUUCGAGAAGGUCAUAUUCGUAGACGAAUCAAGCAAGGUAGGUAAUAACAUUUCAGCUGCAGGGCAUCCGCAGGAGAGAGGCGUAGGCGAUGGUGUUAGAUUGCAUAGCGAGGUAGUGGAGGUGAAAGGCUCCGGUCCGACGAAGACGGAAGUGGGGCUGGAUGUGCUGCUGGACUCCGACCAGAUGUUGGGGUUGUCGGCCAAGAAGGACAAGUCCAAAGAACGAUUGGAAGACAUUUGCGUAUCAGGCGGAGUAGGCGAUGGGUCUUGUACAGUGGGGAGAGCUACAAUAAGCAGCCGGAGCAUUGAAGACGAGCGCAACCUCGGUUCGGAGCCCACGCAAUUUGGCAAUUCAAUUCUGGAGAGAAGGGAUCGGCUGCAAGGUCCUGAAGAAAAGAGCAGCGGCUCGAGUUUGGUCGGCGAUUCUAUUAAGCCGGGGAGCGAUGGUAGUAGAGCCCAGCAGCAGCAGCAGCAGGAGCAAGAACUGGCCCGUGAAGGAGAGGGUUCGGAUGCUUCGGGUUCCGGCACAAGAUCCAUCGAUGCGAGGUCUUCGGUAGAUAGGAGGAAGUCUGAUAACGAUGUGAAGGUGGAAGAAGGCGAAAAUCUUGGCGCUGUUCAGACCAGCGAUGGAACGAGCACAGUCGUCGACCGUCUCAAUGCUAAGCGGCGGAGGGAUGAUUUAGCGACGGAUCAAUUGCAGAUUUUAACUGAGGAUGCGAAGAAUUUGCCGGGUCCCGCUACGACAUCCGAGUCGAAUUCGAAUUCGCGUCCGGAUGUCGCGGGGGACGUCGAGGGCGCGAACGAAAUCAUUCCUUUCAGCAGCCGCAGCGAGGCGGGCGAGGUCGGCUCGGGGGCCAGGAUUUACAUGGAGCCGGACGUCGCUCGACGCAUCCGGUCGCUGAACAUCAGAGAAGAGAAGCACGAUGGCGAGAAAGAAGCCAUGAUGUGGUCUCCGACGUCUGUCGGAACGCCGAGCGUGCGCAACUCCACGGACUCGAGGAAUGCGUGGGUGAAGGCGAACAAGGAAGAGGAGUUCGACGAGUACAUGAAAGAAUACUUGUCGCUGAAGAAGAGCUCGUCGCUGCCAGCGUCCGGCCGCCCGGAGGAAGGAGUUCGCGCCUCCGCUAUGGCGCUGGCCACUCUUGGCAAGGCCGCUUCUUUGCCCGAGAAGAAGAAGCGCGGCGGCGACGACUCGGACACCGACACCGAGGCCGGUGUGGGCACGAGGAGGAAGCCAUGGACCAAGAUCCACAACAUGGACUCGGUGGAAGAAAUCACGGCUCGUCUGUCCAAGAAGUACAAUUGGGCCAAGAUUGCCACGACCAAGGACGGGGCCGGCACGAGCAGCAGCAGCAGCAGGCCCGUCACGGCCCUGGCCUCGGUCGAUGCGCCCAAGGCCAUCGAGCCUGAGAUUUUCGCCGUCAACAGCCCCAAGGUGCCCAGGCACAUUUCCCCGAUGAGGCGAGGAAUUGACCCCGAGAAGAGCGAGGACGCUGCCGACAGCUACAUGUCGCCCAUGAAGAAGGUGAUGUCCGCUGUCAGGAACGUGGGCAGCAAAGACAAGGACACCUCGGGGAAGCCCGGGCCUGCCCAGCCUCACGAGAGGAAGGGCCUGUCAUCGGUUCUCAACAUCAAACGCGAGCGAUUCAUUUCGCCGUUGAAGAGGGUGUUCGCUUCUGAAUCGGAAGGAGGCAGAAAAUCCGGCUCUUCGAAUGAAAGGAAGGGAGCAGCAGCAGCAGCAUCCAAGGAAAAGGUUGCCGCCACCGCGGCGUUGGCUGCUCUGGCGGAAGAGGAGCCCCCGGUCGGUUCGACCGACAGAUUCAAGGAUCGGCUGAUGACGCCUCUGAAGAAAGUGUUCUCGACGGAAGCGAAUGCCGGUGGCAAGAAGGCCGACAUCGCUCUGGAGGCGACGGCCGAAGGGUCGACUCCUCGCGUCAAGGGCUCUCCGGCUCUGAAGGCCUUGUCGGGCAAGGACGAGGCGGGCACGGAUAAGUUCAGAGACAGAUUCAUUCUCCCCUUGAAGAAGAAAUUCUCGUCCGACAGCAGCGGAGGCAAGACAGCGCACACCCCGGAGAAGAGAGGGCUGUCCGGCCCCAUCAUCGAUUCGUCGGGAGAGAUCGGCUUGGGCGCGACGUCCACGCUCGACAGACAUCUAAGAUCUCCCGAGAAGAAAUUCUCCUUGUCUUGGCCCAAGAAGCGAGCGAAGGACGACCAUUCGCCCGCCCCUCCUGCUCCGGCGCCAGAGGCACUCAGUCCGGGUUCCAUAUUCGAGAAGCCCAGGAGUCCUGGCAUUUCGGAGAAGGCGACCGCGAGGUUAAUCUCCCACGGCAAGAGCUACUCCAUCCCUUCGGUGUCGCUGGACGACAGCGGCUACUCGUCCGAAGAUCUUCGGUCUCCGGAGAGAAAUCUCUUCCGGAUUCCGUCGAAGGACAGGGAGAAGGCGUUGGCGCAAUCGAGCAAGGAGAGGGAGAAGGAGAAGGCCACGGGAAGCAGGACCUCGUGGUGGAACAGGAAGCGGGACAAGGUAGUGGUAGAGGAGGCGACUGUGGCACAGGCAAGACAGCCAACGAGGGACGAUGCCAGGUCGUCUCCCGAGAGAUUCAUCGGCGGGAGGAGUGCGGAUCGGACCUCGCCUCUGCUUCGACGGCUGGAGAAGGACGAGCAGCUGCUCGCCGUCCGGGCCAGCCCCAGCGAGGACAUAGCUUCCCCGUCUCGAACGCAGCACAGGCGAGAGCAUAGCGAUUCUCUGCCCACGAGGUUUCGCGGCCACGAGCGAAGGAUGUCUCUGUCCGAGCUGAGCACUCCCGAGAAGAAAGCUUCGGCCGCCGAGAGGCUGGGCAUCGUGGAUCCGAACGUUUCCAUGCCCGAGAGGCUGAGCUUGUUCGACAAGAGCAACACCCCGCCCGGCAGGGCGCAGCAUUCGCGGCAGAGAAGCGUGGACGUGAUGCCCCCGCCGAGAGCAGAAGCACACUUGUACAAAAGUAGAAGUGCUAUUGGAGCUGCUGAUCGCGAGCAGGAGCGGUAUAGGAACGAAAAAGUACCUUUCAGUGGAUCGAGAUCAGAUCCAGAGGUGAACAAAUUGUACAGAAAUUUGGAGUCACCUUCUAACGCGGAGAUUAGAAUCACAGACAAACUCAAAGUGCCCCUCGAAGAGGUCCUCUCUCUUCUGGCAGCAGGGGAUAGUUCCACGAGAAAUUCUACCACGGCUCGGGAAUCCUCGUCAUCGGAAGAAACUUCAUCCUCCGAAGAGGAAUGGUCGUCGAGCUCGGACGAAGAAGAAGCUGCAGCGGUUACCGUCCCGAAGGUCACUCAACCAGUUCAGAGUAGGAAAUCGAACCAUUUUUUUAACAAAGGAAAUCGUCAAUUACGUAACGCCGAUGCCUAAACCAACCUCACUUAGACUGUAACUCUUUGUACACAUCUACGUAGCUAUGAUCUCUGCGUAUAUUCAAUCAAUCAAUCACCUCGAGAAAAAGGGAGCCACCGAGUCAGCUCUGCCUUCCUCCCCUUCGUCUAGUGGAAAUGUCUACGGCCGUCGUCUGUGAAAGGGUAUCUUUGUGUCGGGAGAUAAAACUCAGAUGCUCCUAGUCGUGCGUGGCCUAGGCCCCACUUGUACUAAUUUUACCGAUGAAGAUUACUUUUUUCUCGCACACACACAUACUCUCUCUCUCUCUCUCUCUCUCUCUCUCUCUCUCUCUCUCUCUCUCUCUCUCUCU
This is a messenger RNA of Marchantia polymorpha subsp. ruderalis, 6547 nucleotides long. The record is from the annotation of a GenBank genome assembly. Lineage: Eukaryota; Viridiplantae; Streptophyta; Marchantiopsida; Marchantiales; Marchantiaceae.